This is a messenger RNA of Pieris macdunnoughi, 1629 nucleotides long. The record is from the annotation of a GenBank genome assembly. Lineage: Eukaryota; Metazoa; Arthropoda; Insecta; Lepidoptera; Pieridae.
AUGAAACUAUUCACUACCGCAGUCGUGCUGUGUAUUGCCAGCAGCGUCGUCGCAGAUGUCGCACACGUAAAGGCUGCCAAAGCGAAGUUGAUCAGUCAUCUGGCAGGCAACGGAAAAUAUCACAAAAGAGGCAUACUGUCUCACGUGCCACCCUUCAAAUUGGGGCAUGAUAUACCCCUUGUUACUCACUCCGUAGUCAAGCCACUAGUGGUGAAUUACCCACCCACAGCAACCAUUGCAUCAGUUAAAGUUCCCCUUACAAAUCCCCAGAGGUAUCCGGUAGGUGUAGGACACAAGGUGACGGGGCUGCCACAUCCACAUUAUGCACUACGGUUUCCUCACACCAAAUAUUACGUGAAACCCGAUCAUCAUUUUCACCAUCACCACCAUCAUGUAGAACCUAAGCCUGUAGUACCUGUGGUGCCGGCCCCGGUAGUUCCGGUGGGCCCCAUCGUGCACACGGCCCCUGUUGCACAUCCUCUCCCCGCUGCUGUACUGCCAGCUCCACCUGCGCCGAUUGCUUCACCACCGCUAGUGUUUCCUCAUAGCCUUAAACCUCUUCUUUCUGCAGCUUCCAUACCUCUAACUCCGGGCGUGCUUCCUCGUCAAGUAUUUCCUCUACAACAGCAGUACGUUAUCCGUCCAGGUGCUGCAGUUCAAUCGUCAUACUUUGCCACCUAUCCCCGAUAUCCGUUAAUUAACAGUUACCAAGCUCCAUUGUUUCCAGUGCCUGCGAUUUCUGCAAUUAAUGAUAUACCUACUGCACCUUCAGUCCAUCAAGUAAUUCAAUCUCAUAAUCCGCAUUUUCACCUUGUACCUCAAGCUUAUCCCCAAGAAAGCCCAGUAGAACAACACAAUCCUAACGUCGCUUACGAACAGUCUCCUACACUGGUUUAUAAUAGUCAUGACGUCCCACAACCCGCUGUUCACGUUCACCCAACCCAAGAAACAUUUUUACAUCCAACAUUUAAUAUUCAACCAACCCAAUUUAUCCCUCAUUCCGCUGUACCUUUGCAACCAACACAGCCUUCAAUACCGGUAGAACAUGAUGGUUGGUCUCCAGUUCCAUCCAAUCCUGAGACUUCACACCACGAUGGGGUAGCGCAAGCUCAUCAAUUUGUACAGGAGCAAGGGACGCAAGUGUACGAGCAGCAUGAUUUCCAGCAUCAGAUUCACCAGCACAUCCAACAACAGAUUGAACAAGCCCAAUAUGAGCAAAGUUUGCACAACCAACAUCACCUACAGCAGGAAUAUGGAGUGCCUCAGGUCAGCCAUGACCACGCCCAACCAAAUCCAAACCAAGGUCAAGAUUUUCUACAGCAGGCCCACGAUUUAUCCCAUCAUAGUCAUGACUUAAAUCAGCAAGGUCAUGAUUUGACCCAGCAUGGAUAUGAUUUUUCUCAGCAAGGGUACGACUUUUCCCAAGGACAUGGUUUUUCCCAGGCAGAUUUCGCACAACAAGGACAUGACUUUGAACAAGGCGAAGACCUCGGACAGCAUCCCAGACCUGAGUACGGCGUGCCUCAGUCGGAAGGGCGCAGCACGGACGAUGACAUUCAACAGUUCCACAACCAUAUCCCUCUGUCUCUUCAACCACCAAUCGACAGACCGUUAGAUCACUUUCAGUAA